Messenger RNA from Neurospora crassa OR74A, 3327 nucleotides. RefSeq lists its product as hypothetical. The transcript is spliced from 4 exons. The record is from RefSeq and is a predicted model, not a curated record. Lineage: Eukaryota; Fungi; Ascomycota; Sordariomycetes; Sordariales; Sordariaceae. The coding region runs from base 577 to 2397 and encodes 606 amino acids.
GUCAGUGUCCCCUCACUGGUCUCUUCCUUUUGCUACCUUCCCGUCCAUUCAUUCUCGAUUUCUCACUGGCUACCCGACCCUCUUUCACUACCACCAGUCCUUACUAUUGCUUGCUGGCUUAUAAUACACCUAGAGCAGGCUCUCUUCCUCUUGAAUACCAGUGUGUGGGUGAUGGUCUAACGGGUUGGCUUCGUACAACUCAUUCCACUCCUUUCCUUCCAGCACUUCGGAUCCUUGACAUUCCUUUCACUUUGGGUAACCGCAAUUUCACAACUUUCUUUUCUCUUUCCUUUCUGGUCAUUCUAUUAUUCCUCCAAGACGAGGUCCAACAAUCCUUAACAACAACCGAUAUACACGAACCGCUCGUACCACCAAUCAACCAGCCAUCAACGCUCUCAUUUACCACCGAUCACUUCACCUACGCAGAAAGGCUCGCAGUGCUACCUGUAUCCCUUCUCAGUCAAGACAUCUUCCCACCUCGAGCUAGCUUCAACGCCGUUAUACAUUGCCUGUGCCCGUGGCUUCCGGUCAACAAUCAGUGGGCCCGAGUGAUCUUUUUGAAACUAUCGAAUAGCCAUGGACGCAAAUCAGGAGCAAUCCCGCAGACGGUUGCCUUUUUCCUUUGGGUUCUCAAAGGGACAAGAAGUGUCUUUCCAUCACCAAGAUACCAUAUCCACUAUGCCCGGGAACCAAUUGACGACUGAGAUGGAGGCGAUGGCGCCUACUCAUGGAAUGUGGACAAACCCUACCUCUCAUGGUAUCAAGCCACGACCGGCUACUAUCCAUGAAGGAUUCGCAUAUAGUAUGGGUGGUGGCUUUGGAACUUUACCCGCGUGGACUCAACCCUCAUUGAACAUCCCGCAGGCGCAACACACCCCAAGCGACGCCAUGUUCCCGCCGACCUCGAUGCCUCACGAGUUCUACCCGCAAACGACAGAUGCAUGGGGCCAGAGACAUUGUGGAGAACAUGUUGAUAUACCACCUUUGGAUGAGGAUCUUGCAAUCGGUCAGGCAUUCACUAGUGACGAGGUCGUUCCCAUGGACCUUCAGUAUCAGGGACAUCAGCAGUUGGAAGGCGACCAGAUGAACUACGACGGCGGAUUGAAUCAGCGCAGAAUGUCUGGAUCGUCGUUCAGCUUGUCGACUUCGGGUGCCUUCUCCGACAUGCCUUCGUACGACGAGUUCUCCGCCACGUUUUCUGACGCGCAGUCAGUUUCCGAUUACCGGCCGACCUCAAACAGGAACUCCUACAUGUCUUCAACACAUCUCUCGCCUGUCGCUUCUCCUCGUAUGACUCCUCAAACACGGUCGGAUCUCGUACGGACACAGAGCAGAGGCCGCGCCUCGCCUUCUCCCCGGCCUGGAGCGCGCGCUGCUCCAUACAGCGUGGAUGGGGGCAGGAGUAAGAGAUGGUCCACGGGAUCUUACGGCACAGCUGCUAGCAGAAGACCUUCGCCUUUUGUCUAUCAUCACGGAUCGCAAGAGCCCUUCCACUCUCAGCCGCGGAUGCCGACCCAUCACUCCUCCCCCACGGUUGCUCAGCCUCAACUACCGCUCAGCUUUGGGAACCUACAGGCAGUACAGCAGAACCCCUAUCUGCUUGGGAGCAAUGGUCCAGUACUUCAGCAUAGUACCAUGCUUCUUCCGUCGCACUUGCCAUCGCAUGGGUUCCACCCCGUGCAGCACCACUUUGAGCAGCCGCCUCCGCUGCUUUCUCAUGGGUUCUUCCGUAUGCUUUCGAGCAAUGCGGACCCGAGCUCUCUGCAUCACCACUACGCAGACCUUUCGGAUCCGCCUGAUCUCUUUGCUGCCCUUCAGGAGGAACAACUCGAUCCUCCCCCCGAAGAUAUGAAUCCUGACGAUCCCGAAAUGGUCCCCCACGAGCAGGAGCUCAGGUUCGACGGUGAUCUUUACACCCCCAAAUGGGUACGUGGACACGGAAACAAAAGGGAAGGAUGGUGUGGAAUCUGCAAGCCAGGACGUUGGCUAGUGCUCAAAAAUUCAGCGUACUGGUACGACAAGAGUUUUACACACGGUAUUAGUGCACCGACAGGAUGUCGUUUCCAGGAACCUCAAAAGAUCAGGCGCAUGGAAGGAAACCCGGAAGUAUGGGAAGGCUUUUGUGGUACUUGCCGUGACUGGGUCGCGCUGGUGAGCAACAAGAAAAAGGGCACCACCUGGUUCAGGCACGCAUACAAGUGUCAUACCCACACGAAGAUCAAAGAGACACCAAAGCGACGAAGGGGGAGCAGUCACACGCGACCAUCAAGCAUGAUCAAAGGCAAAGCCGAACCGCAGAUCGCUAGCCCACUGGGAGGUCAGAUGCAGGACAGCUCGAUUGCGGAAACACCUUCCCUAUCCCAGACGUCGGGAGAAAGCCAAUUCGAGCAAGCAUGAGAGGAUCAAUAUCCAUCAUUGUCGGCACCAUCAAUCUUGCCUCUGCACCGCUGCCACCCACCGAGCCACAAUCGAAGUUAUGCCGAGUUCCCAAGUUAACUUCACACUCUGCCAAUCUGCAAACGCCGCCAAUACCUCCACGCGAUGGGCGUCGCCACAACGAGCUCGCCCAGGUCACAUCUGCCCCUCGUCCUUGGCCUGCCAACAAUGCUGGAGUGGCCGAUUAUCAGUGACCGUCCACCACGGUCGAUCAGUUGAGAGACUUCGAUUGGAAUGGGUAUCACUACGCCCACUCCACAUCUUUCCUUAUUUUACUCGUCUAUUCCCCUUUUUACAGCUUCAUGAACAUAGUUUGCUCACUGAACCAUGUGGUGUUCCUAAGGUGCUCACAAACCAUGGUCUGUUCUUUCCUCAUCCCCAAAUUCGCUUGUUGAAUCUCAUAUUUUUACGGAAGCUGGCUACCACGAGAUGUUGUUAUGACCAUACACGGAAAUCAGAGAAAGCGGAAAGCAAGUACACACAAACAAACUCCUCGGGAAUGGAGUAUGAUUUAGAAUUGGGGCUCAGGGCGAUUUACUAGAUACCUUACCUAGACUGGCACACUUUCUUAUGAUGUCUCUUUUUCUCUAUAUGCCGACCUGAUCUAUUCAACGCGGGCGUCGCGAAUAUGAUUCAGUGCGCGGAGGUGAUGUGGUGGAGGAUACCCGAUUUCCUUAUUUCCGUCUUGCUGUUACUCGUUUCCUUGGCUUCUAAUUGUCUAUUCGAAAUUCUUAUAACCUUCUAUACUCUCAUUUGUCCCCUUAAUGCACGGGGUGUUCCCCGUAUACCCCCUCCCUUUUUUGAUGGUUAUUGUUGUAGGUUCGUGUUAGGCUUCUUCGCAGCUCUAGAUGAGCGAAAUGAUACCCAAAUACAACUAAGCUGAUGACCACC